Messenger RNA from Trichomonas vaginalis G3, 1510 nucleotides. RefSeq lists its product as uncharacterized. NCBI's taxonomy places the organism in Eukaryota, Parabasalia, Trichomonadida, Trichomonadidae. The record is from RefSeq and is a predicted model, not a curated record. The annotation marks the transcript as partial. The transcript has a single exon.
AUGUUCUUUGGUUCUAAUUCUAACCAUAGCUUCACAUUAUACAAGAGCAAGUUAUCACCUGGAAAGUUAUUUGUCGAAAACCUUAAUAUUCCGAAUUCAACAGUCGAAGUUACAGAGAAUAAUAUGACAAUUGAUGACUGGAACAAUAUUUUCCUUUUCUAUGAGAAGAAUGAAUCCGAUACACACUCCGUUGUCGGUGUUCAAAGUUUCAACAAGACAAGCAACGAGACAGUCUACAGUAACUUCUGGAGAACAUCAGAAAGAGUUAUCGAAGUCAAAAAGAUCCCAUUCGAAUAUAACGCUAAGUUUGGUUACAACUCAAUAGAACUUGAUAACGAGACAUUCACAUACAUCCUGUUCCCAGAUGGAAACCAAGUAUUUGCAACCUUCAUCAACACUCAAGAUAUCUUCUUUGACAAUGGUCAGAAACUGAAUGAAGUCCUCACAAUCAACAACAAUACAUACAUUGGCUUGAAACCGAAGAAUCCGGUUCAACUCGAGUUUUAUGUUACAGAAACAAACAACGAGUGUGAGACGGUUGAUGCGAUGAUCAAUGGUGCAGACAAACAAGCGGUUUUCGAUUCUUCAAACCUCGGAAUCAACAGGAAACAUUGUCUCAUUCUAGCAUCGAAAUACGAUAUGGACUACACAUUAUACUACAGUUCAGACAUGAAUCGAAAUAAUGUUGUCUACAUCAGAGAUAUAAAUCAAAAUUCAAUAGAACACAAUCUUCAUGAACACAGAAUACAUAAUAUUUCGAAAACAAAUUUUUCAUUGGUUGUUCUAAACAAUAUCGACAACACAGGCAAGUUCGGCAUCUAUACUUGCAAAUUUUCAUCAUCUUCAGUUUCAACAGAAGGACUGAUGACAGGAUUGUUCUUCGGUAACAUCGAACACUCAAUUUCACCUAAUAUCCAAAUGAAGAAUCUCUACAUUGCAAACUUUGAUAAACACACUUUGAACAUUUCUAACACUGAAGAUACAAUCAUUGACUUCCACAGUAAGGAAGGAUUCAAAUCUACAAUCAUCAUAUUCAACAAACAAUACUUCAUCAGUCAAAACGAAGUUUAUGACAUUCAACGACCAUUGUUUGUUCGAUCUUCAUCAGGAUAUCACAUCUUGUAUUUCAAAUUGAUCCUCGUUGAAUAUGGUUGCAAGAAUUCAUACAUCAUCAAUGGCAAUGGUACAUCAUAUUUUGUCAAUCUCCAACAGACAGAUGGUUUAAUUUGCAUGCACUUCGUUUCAUAUUCUGAUUCUCGUAUCACUGUUUUCGAUCCAGAAGAUGUUGAUUUGAUCAGAUACGGAAACAACUACAUGAUCGAUAAUUCAUAUUCAAUUGAACGAGGUGUCACACUUCGAAUCAACAAUACUCAACGAAUCAACUCAAUUGCAGGUGUUGCAAGCAUCGAAGCGAUAGAAUCGAAUCCAGAAGAAUUUUCAAUAGGAAUCUUUAACAAACAAUUUGAUAUCUCAACAUAUCCAAAAACAACAAUACAUGAAUCAAGAGAAG